AUGUCCAGAAUAGACUCAGACCUGCAGAAGGCGCUAAAGAAGGCGUGCUCUGUCGAGGAGACGGCGCCCAAGAGAAAGCACGUUCGUGCAUGCAUAGUGUACACAUGGGACCACCAGUCUUCCAAAGCUGUGUUCACGACGCUCAAGACGCUGCCGCUGGCUAACGAUGAAGUGCAGUUGUUCAAGAUGCUUAUUGUACUGCACAAGAUUAUACAGGAGGGCCAUCCGUCAGCGCUAGCCGAGGCGAUCCGCGAUAGGGAAUGGAUCAGGUCGCUGGGCAGGGUGCAUUCGGGCGGGUCAUCGUACAGCAAAUUGAUCCGGGAGUACGUGCGGUACCUGGUUCUGAAGCUGGACUUCCACGCGCAGCACAGAGGCUUCAACAACGGGACGUUCGAGUACGAAGAGUAUGUGUCGCUGGUGUCUGUUUCCGACCCGGACGAAGGCUACGAGACAAUCCUGGACCUGAUGUCGUUGCAGGAUUCGCUUGACGAGUUCUCACAGAUCAUUUUUGCCUCGAUCCAGUCCGAGAGGAGGAACACCGAGUGCAAGAUUUCCGCGCUGAUUCCGCUGAUUGCGGAGUCAUACGGUAUUUACAAGUUCAUCACCUCGAUGCUGAGAGCCAUGCACAGGCAAUUGAAUGAUGCGGAGGGCGAUGCCGCCCUGCAGCCUCUGAAAGAGCGGUACGAGCUGCAACACGCCAGGCUGUUUGAGUUCUACGCGGAUUGCUCUUCUGUGAAGUACUUGACCACGUUGGUCACUAUCCCAAAACUGCCCGUGGACGCUCCAGACGUGUUUGUGAUCAACGACGUGGACGAGUCGAAGGAGAUCAAGUUUCAGAGAAAAAGAGAAGCGUCGCGAACUCCAGCGCGGACUCCGACGCCCACGCCACCUGUUGUGGUCGAGCCAGCCGUGUCCCCACGUCCGGCGUCUCGAAGGACUACUUCGACGCCCACGGGCUACUUGCAGGCCAUGUCGACCGGAGCCACCACAGCAAUGAUGAUUCCCACCGUCACGGGUGCAGCCAAUGCCAUGUUUCCACAGACGACGGCACAGAUGCAGCCGGAUUUUUGGGCUAAUCAGCAGGCCCAGUUUGCCAACGAGCAGAAUCGCCUGGAGCAAGAGCGCUUGCAACAGUUGCAAGAACAGCAAGCACAGCAGGAACAGUUCCAACAGCAGCUGCAAAACGCGCAACAGGACAUGAUGAGUGUGCAACUGCAACAACAAAACCAACACCAAAACGACCUUAUCGCCCUCACCAACCAGUAUGAAAAGGACCAGGCCCUGUUGCAGCAGUACGACCAAAGAGUGCAGCAGCUGGAAAACGAAAUUGCGACGAUGGAUUCGACUGCCUCCAAACAACUGGCCAAUAAAGAUGAACAACUGGCCGCUUUGCAGGAUCAAUUGGACGUUUGGGAAAGGAAAUACGACUCAUUGGGCAAGUUGUACUCGCAAUUGCGUCAAGAGCACCUAAACCUCUUACCCCGCUUCAAAAAACUGCAGUUGAAGGUCAAUAGCGCUCAGGAAUCGAUCCAGAAAAAGGAACAACUAGAGCAAAAAUUGAAGCAAAAGGAUUUGCAAAUGGCCGAAUUGGUCAAGGACCGUGAUAGAGCAAGAUUGGAAUUGGAGAGGUCUACCAAUAACGUGGACGCGGACGCGGCGGCUGCCGCGGCUGCCGCAGAAACGAUGUCUGGGAACAAGAUGAGCCCUAUCUUGGAUGCCAUAUUAGAAAGCGGUAUCAACACCAUCCAGGAAUCGGUGUAUAACCUCGAUUCGCCCUUGAGUUGGUCCGGUCCGCUAACCCCCCCCACUUUCCUUCUGUCCCUUUUGGAAAGCACUUCUGAAAAUGCCACUGAAUUCGCCACAAGCUUCAACAACUUGAUAGUAGACGGUCUGGUCCGCGGUGAUCAGACAGAAGUCAUACGCUGCGUAAGCGAAUUUAGCACCUCAAUGGCGACGCUGGUGACCAACUCUAAGGCGUACGCCGUUACCACAUUGCCUCAGGAACAGUCGGAUCAGAUCCUGACCCUGGUGAAAAGAUGUGCCAGAGAGGCGCAGUAUUUCUUCGAGGACUUGAUGUCUGAAAACCUCAACCAACUUGGCGAUGAAGAGAAGACCGAUAUUGUCAUUAACGCCAACGUUGACAUGCAAGAGAAGCUGCAAGAGCUGUCGCUAGCCAUUGAACCACUCUUGAAUAUGCAAUCCGUGAAAUCAAACAAAGAGACAAAUCCACAUUCCGAAUUAGUCGCCACCGCUGACAAGAUUGUCAAGUCUUCGCAACACUUGCGUGUUGAUGUCCCCAAGCCAUUGUUGUCAUUGGCACUUCUGAUCAUUGACGCUGUGGUGGCUUUGGUGAAGGCCGCCAUUCAAUGCCAGAAUGAAAUCGCCACCACAACAAGCAUCCCUCUAAACCAAUUUUACUUGAAAAACAGCAGAUGGACUGAAGGGUUGAUCUCUGCCGCCAAGGCCGUGGCCAACGCUACCAAUGUUUUGAUUUCCACGGCAAGUAACUUGAUUACCUCUGAAGAUGGCGGUAAUACGUCACCUGAACAAUUCAUUGUUGCGUCCAAAGAAGUGGCUGCCUCUACAAUUCAAUUGGUGGCGGCAUCUAGAGUGAAGACUUCUAUCCACUCCAAGGCUCAAGACAAACUGGAACACUGUUCCAAGGAUGUUACCGAUGCGUGCAAGAGCUUAGGUAACCACGUCAUGGGCUUGAUUGAAGACGAGCAUUCAAAUUCUCAACAACAGCAACCAUUGGAAUUCACAUCCGAACACACGUUGAAGACUGUCGAGAUGGAGCAACAAGUAGAGAUUUUGAAAUUGGAACAAUCUUUGAGUAAUGCCAGAAAGAGAUUGGGUGAAAUAAGAAGGCAUGCUUACUAUAAUCAGGACGAUGAUCAAUAA
This is a messenger RNA of Saccharomyces kudriavzevii IFO 1802, 2901 nucleotides long. RefSeq names its product Sla2p (gene SLA2). The record is from RefSeq and is a predicted model, not a curated record. The coding region runs from base 1 to 2901 and encodes 966 amino acids. The transcript has a single exon. Lineage: Eukaryota; Fungi; Ascomycota; Saccharomycetes; Saccharomycetales; Saccharomycetaceae. Gene Ontology annotation, biological process: endocytosis; clathrin coat assembly; actin filament organization. Gene Ontology annotation, molecular function: actin filament binding; phosphatidylinositol-3,5-bisphosphate binding; phosphatidylinositol-3,4-bisphosphate binding. Gene Ontology annotation, cellular component: clathrin-coated vesicle; actin cortical patch.